AAUAGGUAAUAAAACCACGUAGCUGUGAGGCAAUCGAUGAACACUGCAUUCUCUGGAUGCACAGUGCAGACACUGGGCUGAUCAGUCUUACUGUUUGUCAGCAGCUGAAGACAGAAGGACCACACCCGUAUAUAACAGAGUCACCUUGGACACAAUGGCAGCCUCAGAUGACCCGGAGGCCCGAUGGUCGGACCGCAGCAAGGAUCUCGAAUACAGUUACUACCAUGCCACGACUGAUGUCCCUUUUACUGCGGACACCUUACAUGGUCUUCUAGACAAAAAGGCUGCUGAGCUCUCAGACAAAGAAGCUUAUGUCUUCCUGCAGGAGGGGGCGCCCAGAAAGGCCAUCACGUUCAAGGACAUGAAGACGAAGACGGAGCAGCUAGCUGCGGCGUUGGUGGAAAAGAUGGAUCUCCGUCAUGGUGACAGAGUGGGGAUACUCUCUCUGAACUGCCUCGAAUUCCCUAUUAUAGAGUUUUCCCUCUCUCGGAUUGGGGUAAUCCUGGUGAAAAUCCACACUGUGCUCAAAAGCGGCGAAGACGUAAUGUUCAUUUUAAAGAAGACGGACUGUCGUUGUCUCUUUGUCCGGCCUGGUCAUGACCAAGCAUUUUAUAACAUCCUUUCGACAUUCCUUCCUGAGUUGAGUAGUCAUGAUCCUGAGGAACCGCUUAAUUCUCCUGAGGUACCAGAUCUUGAGUUUGUUGUGACGAUGUCCGACGAUUCGUUCCCCGGCACAAUCGCCUGGGAUAGUCUGUUUCCGGUGGAAUAUGACCGCGAAGUUCUCCGCACAAGGCAAAGUAGAGUGGAUUUUGAUGCUUUUUCGACAAUCUUUUUAACCUCAGGAAGUACAGGGUUUCCUAAAGCUGUCUUGGUAACGCAACAACACAUAACAAAUUUGUGGCUGCACAACUUUCUUCAAGCUGGAAUAUCACGAUCGGAUCGUUAUCUGUCGGAAUGUCCGUUGACACAUCCAGUUGGAUUUUGCUCCGGGCCGGUUUUACUAGGUCAUACAUUAAUCAUCAUUCAGAAUCGAGCUGGUCAAUGCACAGAAAAAACGGCGACAUUUAUCUGUAAAACAAUUGAGGAUGAGAAAAUCACAAGUGGAGCCUUCUUUCCAUAUGUACUCCAUGAUCUUUUGGUGGCCUGUGAAUCUGGGAAACAUAACUUGGAGACGUUGAAAAUAGGUUUCAUUGGAGGACAGUGUGUGCCCCGGGUAUUUAUGACCAAAGGAUUGCAGUAUAUUCCAUCCCUACUACAGAUCUAUGGCAAUACAGAAUCUGGGCACCUGCUAUGUACAAGACGUCACGACGACCUUCAUCACAGAAUGGAUGUGACUGGUCUUCCUCUUCCGCACACGGAGGCGAAGAUCGUCGACAGAGACGGCGUCGUUCUCCCCGUGAACCAGCUCGGGGAACUGUACGUUAGGACACCACUAGGGUUCAUCUGUUACUGGGGAGACUUGGAGAGGACCAUGAAAUCCUUGACAUCCCAGCGGUGGUUCAAGACGAAUGACGUGGCUGUUAUGGAUGAGAGAGGUUAUGUCACAAUCUUGGGACGAAACACUGAAGUCAUAAAUCGUGCCGGUUUCAAGACACAUCCUGUGGACAUAGAACGACCUCUUUUCGAACAUCCAAAAAUAAAGCAAGCAGUGGUGGUUGGGGUACCAGACGAAUGUUUAGGUGAAGAAAUAUGCGUGUGCGUGACGCCUAAAGCAGACGCCAGCAUCUCGGAGGAGGAAUUAAGGACGUUUUGCGAAGACACUUUCCUUGCUCCAGAAAAUGCUGUAGAUAAUUUAGGCAAGACACCUAAAUAUUAUCUUGUUUGGGAGAAUUUCCCAGUACGACUUGGGAAGAUUGACAGACGGGCAAUAAAAGCUGAUGCGACCGAAAAGUUAGUUCACAGAAGUGAGCUACUAUCAAAAUUGCUCAAGGACUAAAUGUGCGAAAUUUUAUUGAAGUUUUGUUGCUUUCAAUGUCGCGGCUUUAAAUGACUGAAAUAAACCUAAAACUAGUUUGCUUGUUAUUCCAGAGCGAGAUAAUGGUAUAUGUACAUUUCAGUCGGGAUGAGUAACAGUCGCUUUGCGCUUCAUGAUGAUCGGAUACUACCGAUACGUUUUGCGUUGAGAUAUCUAGGCCCAUGUUUUCAAAUUGCAAUUACAUAGAACAUGUGCAUGUAGUUUGUAGACUGUUUUAUUCAUUAAAACAUGUUUUUUUUCACUCACUAAUGAUGGUCUAACUAGGGAGCCCCAUCAACAUCGAAAACUUGUCGAAUUAGUUUUUUUAGCUAUGAGUGGUG
Lineus longissimus is the source of this 2295-nucleotide messenger RNA. RefSeq names its product medium-chain acyl-CoA ligase ACSF2, mitochondrial-like. The transcript has 2 exons. NCBI's taxonomy places the organism in Eukaryota, Metazoa, Nemertea, Pilidiophora, Heteronemertea, Lineidae. Bases 155 to 1936 code for a protein of 593 amino acids. The record is from RefSeq and is a predicted model, not a curated record.